Molecule: messenger RNA, 2009 nt
Organism: Anopheles stephensi (Asian malaria mosquito)
Lineage: Eukaryota; Metazoa; Arthropoda; Insecta; Diptera; Culicidae
Product: carboxypeptidase N subunit 2-like
Exons: 2
Coding region: 45-1625 (526 amino acids)
Molecular function (GO): protein binding
Source: RefSeq, a predicted model, not a curated record
ACAACCACACGUACGCGCGCGCGCGCGGCUUGCGCUGAGGAAAGAUGAUAAGAGAGACCGUUUGCUGCUGUUUGCGUGUGAUCUCUGCUGCCGUUUGGAGGAUCCGUCCGUCUGUCAAAGCCAAAAAUGACAAGUGCAGCUUGCAAUCACACAACAUGAGCUCGCACUGGUGGUACAUUUACCUGGUAGCGCUAAGCCUUCUGGCCUGGCUGGUCGACAGUCGGCGGGAGGCCAAGUUUAACUGCACGCUCACGGCCAACUACUACGACUGCCUGUUCCGGGACGUGAUCAUACGCAGCGAGACGGACGCGGACAGCAUUUUCUUCGGCGUGCAAAACUUUAACGACACAAGCAUCGCGUUCCGCGACUCGUCGAUGGUGGUGCUGCCGAAGAAGAUUUUUGAAACAUUCCCCGCCAUCCAGUAUCUGUCGAGUGAUGCGUGCCACAUACAGAAGCUGCUCGGCGGCACCUUUGCGAACGCGCAACGCCUACAGGAACUGCACCUGUACGAUAAUCGGCUAACGCGGCUGAACAACUUUGUGUUCAACGGUGCGCUACAGCUCGAGAUACUGUCGCUGUACAACAACACGAUAAAGCAGCUCGAGGAGCACGCGUUCGAUGGGCUCGGCCAUCUGCGGCUGCUGUACAUGGACGAGAAUCAGCUGGAGAAGCUGCCGGAAGGUAUAUUUUCCGGGCUGGAAGAGUUGCAGAUACUCGAGCUGCAGCACAACCGCAUCAAGGAGAUCAAUGACGAUCAGUUCGUGCUGUGUCCGAUGUUGCGCGAGCUCAACCUGAGCGCCAACAUGAUCAACACGUUCAACAUGUCGCAGCUGCAGUCGCUGAACAAGCUCGAAACGCUCGACAUUGCUCGCAACUAUCUGGACGAGGUGUUCGUUACCAAGUACCUGCGGACGCUCAACGCGCAGGAGAAUCAGAUCAGCCGCAUCCUGAUGGACCAGGGUGACUUCUUCCAGCUGACGCACCUCAACCUGUCCCGCAACAACAUCGCCAACAUUAACAACAUCUUCAAGUUUCGCAAUCUGAUCGAGCUGGACGUAUCGUACAACGAGCUGGUGACGCUCGACUUUGUCAUCUUCGCGUUCAUGAAGAACCUGAAGGACAUCAAGCUGAACAACAACCGGCUCUGGAUACUGGACAACGGUAUACCGUCGCCGGCCAAAUCGCUGCGCAGCCUGAACCUGGCGCACAACAAGUUUCUCUACCUGGACCUGGCCGUGCUCGAUACGUUUCCCGCGCUGGAGUACAUCUAUCUGCACGGCAACGAUCUGAUCGAUAUGCAGAUCGAGGACAUUGACCAAAACUUCCCCUACCUGACGCUCGUGUCCUGCGACAACAACGAUUGGGAUUGUAUCAAUCUGAUGCACAUUGUGACGCAGCUCGAACGGGCGUACGUGAAAUGGUCGAACGGCAACCGGAACUGUACCGGGCCGGAGCAGCAUCGGUUUAUCUGCUGCGCGUCGGCCGAGCAUCAUCUGCGCGAGAAGAUUGUACGGUUGACGCGCGAGAUCUACAAAUCGCGCAAGAUGAUCAAGCAGCUGAUUAUGGAGAAUGCGGAGCUGCGGAGCGAGGUCGAGAUGCAGUAUCUGCCGAGUGAUGGUGCAUGAGCUAGGGAGAGAGAGCGAGAAAGAGAGAGAGAGAGAAAAAGGGAAACAUUAAAAAUUCGUUCUAGGUUCUAGGUCGAGGGUCGAAAGUACGAGAGACAGAUUGAGUUAUUAGUGAGGAUUCUGGAUAUUCUCCAUGCCCUAAUUUAGAAUUUAAUGCAUGAAUAUCUGAACAAAGGUUCAAGCCUCCUUCAGCCAAUAAACGAACAACUAAAAUGGGUCCGUGGGCCCCGUGGUUUAGUGAUACCGACUCCGGUCUCUACAUGCUACCGGUAACAAAUUCCGUCUAGACAUUUCCCCUUGUAGGCACGAUCGAAUAAAGUGAUGAUGAUAGACAGUAAUAGAAGUAAUGAAUAAAACGAGCUUAACAUGCGUGAGUAUAAGAAA